This is a messenger RNA of Plasmodium fragile, 1437 nucleotides long. RefSeq lists its product as uncharacterized. The transcript has a single exon. The record is from RefSeq and is a predicted model, not a curated record. The coding region runs from base 1 to 1437 and encodes 478 amino acids. NCBI's taxonomy places the organism in Eukaryota, Apicomplexa, Aconoidasida, Haemosporida, Plasmodiidae.
AUGAGCACUUCCUUGCCUGAUAAUUCGGGAGAACAUUUAGCUAGCUCGGAUGGGGGAAAAAAAAAAAAGAAAAAAACACGCCAUGUAAAGGAUGAUGGGGAUGUUAAGCAGUGCCCCACAGGUGGUUCCCCUGUGGAGGAGGCAACAAAAAAGAGGGAAAGAAAAAGGGAAAAAAAAGAAAAAAAAGGAAAUUUCCAAACUACACCAAAUAGCCCAAAUGUCGAAACCAGUGAAAGUAGCCCGAAUGGCCCAAACAACAUUGGAGCCAAUGAAGGCGCAGGGGACCGAUAUGGGAAGGAACAGGACGAACAAAUCGUUGAGGUCGAAGAGGCAGCUGACGUAAAGACACGAAUAGAGGUCCCCAGUGAGGAUCCACACACAAAUCAAAGCGUUGAAAAAAAAAAGAAAAAAAAGAAGAAAAAGAAAAAGAAGAAAGGGGAAGGUGACGAGGAAGAUGCUCAUGAGGAAGCUGAAGAAGAAAGACAAAUGUCAACAGCGCAGGAGGUGACGAAAAAAAAAAUGGAGCCACAACACGAAGUACACAUAAACAAAGUGAAGAGCGAAACAAAUAAUGCAAAAGAUGUCUUGUCAAAUGGGGAGAAUAACGUUGAAGAUGGAGCUCCAGGGACAGGAGGACACAUUGUAUGUGAGGGAGACCUUGCACAGGGUACUACGACAAGUACAACCCACAAAGGCAAUAACGAGAGUGCAGAAAUAAAAUCUACCAGUGAGGAAAUGAAAGGAGGAAGAGACAAUUGUAGACUCCAUAGUAGCAGUUCCAGUUGUGGUAGUGAUGCACAUGAGCAGGCGCAGGUAAAACGUAACCAAGGGGAUACACAACUGAACGAAGCAGAGAAUCAUGUUGGUCAAAAAAAGGAACAGGAAUCACAAAGUGCAGGAGUAGAAUAUCACAAACAAGAAAAAGAAAAUAGGGACAUUUCGGAAGGAGAGCUAAAUGGCGAGGGACAAUGUGAACAGGGCGCACUCGUCGAAAUGGAGGCCAUGCAUAGUUUAAGGGAUAGCGAGAAAAAAGGGGAAGAGCGGAAAAGGAAAAAUAAGAAAAAAAAAGAGGGUCCCAGGAAGCGCGAGUCCAAAAGGAACAGAAGGGCGAAAGGUAAAGUGGGCUCGACGGAGGGCAAAACGAACGAGGCUGAUAACGAGUCCGAGCCGGCAAAAGAAAAAUCUACUGAAAAAAACGAAGAACUGCUUGUCGGAGCAGCGGGCGAAGUUGAAGGAAGCGUGGAAUACGCAACUGACUCAAUCGCCAGGAUUAUUAGCACGAAGGAGAGCGAUUCAAACGGAGGGGCAACGCCCAGAGGAGGCUCCUUACAAAAAAUGUGCCUUUCAAACGGUGUGAAACAUCUAGGUAUAAAUGGAGCUCUUCCAUUGUGCGUUAAAUGUUCAGCACUGAAUGAGGAUGUGCGCGCAGCUGAUUAG